GUUGUGUUGCAGAUCAGUAAUAAUGUGGUUUCACAUGUUUGCUUAGUAGAUGAGUUUAAAAUCGUCUUAAUUAUAUGAUUCAUUAAAAUGCCUCCAAAGAAACAGAAAGAUAAAACAGCAGGAGAUUCUGAGCAGACAGGAGACACAGAUCCAGACACGCACUUACACAAAGAGCAUGACAUGCUGACUGAAACACUCAACCGUUUUAAGAGGAGAGUGGAACAGCUAAGAAGAGAUCAUGAGUUUCUCCAAAAUGAAGUCAAUCAAACACAAAUGGAAAAUGAAGAGUACCUGUCAUACAUAUCAGAACGAAUGCAGAAGCACCAGAGAGCUAUUGUAACUGUAAAUGAGCAAAGCCAACAAGAGCUGGAGGAGCUCAGAAGACAGCGAGAGGAGACGCUGGAGACAUAUGAGAAAGAAGGCAAUGGGCUGAAGCGGGAGAUUUUGGAGAAGGAAAAAGAGUUGGCUCUGCUUAAUCUUGAGCUAGCUGAGCUGAAGGAAUUUAAGCAGCAGCAGUUAGGUCAUAUAGCUGAGCUGGAGAAGGAGGUGGUAGCUGCUCGCUGUCGUCAUUCUGAGUCUAUGGUGGCUUUGAAAGCUGGCUUGCUCAAAGAGAUGGAGCGUCACCAGGUUCAGGCAGACAACAAGGUGCAGGAAUUCGCCCUUGCAGCGAAGAAGGAGGCCUCUAGCUGCCUGCUCUCUCAUACACAGAAGAUGUCAGAGGAAAACCAGCAUCUGCGUGAAGAGUUACUGCAUCUGAUCCAGAGAGCUCAUGCUCAGCGCAGCCACCAGCAGCAACUGCAGGAGCAGCACAGACAACUGCUGCUGGAAACAGAGUAUGUACAGAAGCUGCAGUAUCUGCCCCCCUCCACAGCACAGAAGAACCUGCAUUUAAAUGAAAGUGAAUGAGUUGGCAAUUGAGUUGGUUAUGCACUGCUAGAACAGUGUAUCAGGUGCACCUGUAGCGCAGUGGUAAAACUCUCAGCUCUACUAUA
Trichomycterus rosablanca is the source of this 992-nucleotide messenger RNA. It is a transcript of the gene ccdc166, whose product is annotated as coiled-coil domain containing 166. The coding region runs from base 88 to 906 and encodes 272 amino acids. NCBI's taxonomy places the organism in Eukaryota, Metazoa, Chordata, Actinopteri, Siluriformes, Trichomycteridae. The record is from RefSeq and is a predicted model, not a curated record. The transcript is spliced from 7 exons.